AUGCUGUACUUCAUUCUCAUUUUCGUUCAAACCACUAUCUUCAUUGACACAUCGUUUCUGUACAAAGCCAAUCGUAGUUCGGAGAGAGUCUUCGACUGUUUUCAUGUAGAUACUAUCGAUGAUUUUCACCGUCAAGAAAAACCAUUACUACGAACGAAUUAUUUGGUACCUUACUGUCGACGUUUACUACCAACGGAUGCAGUCAACGAAGCUGAAGGAUAUAUAGAAAACAACCAUACAUUCAAAUCGUUACGUUUGCAGGAAAUUGCCAGUGAAGAUCUCUUGAAAUGGUCAAUAACAAUUGAUGUGAUCGAGCAGUAUGCUGUGUACCUUGAUACGAACGAUACAGAAUUCGAUGAGUUUAUAUUUAAUAACUGUUCAUCGUUCUGGUUUGGUUCUCGUUGUCAGUAUACGUUUGCUUUGAAUACUUCGAUCGAAUCAUUUAACGACUUGGUCAGUGCUUCAUUGCAAAAUCGUGAAAAAUAUAAGGAAAAUCUUACAAUCCAUGCAUGUUACUCGUAUAUGUAUGGAUGUUAUCGCGGUCCUGAUCCGAUGUGUUUAGAUUGGCGUGAGAUAUGUGAUGGGAAAAUUGAUUGUAUUGGAGAUCACUUUGGUAUAGACGAAGAAUACUGUUAUGAGCUUGAAAUAAAUGAAUGUCACGACGAUGAAUACCGAUGCCAUAAUGGUGCACAAUGUAUCCCCCUCGAAUUCUUUCGCGAUGGUCACACAAGUACGGAUUGUUUAGAUGGAACGGAUGAAUCUCGAAAGCCUCGUCGAUUGAAUAAUUUUGAUAAUACUGAUCAUUCUGUAUGUAUAAAUUCAAUGAGAUUCGCUUGUGAAGAACGAACAUGUCGUUCUCCGCGAUACUUUUCCUGCGGCGACGGAAUUUGUAAAGAUUGGUAUCCGAACCAUAACCUUGUCACUUACACGCUAGAUUCUUGUAAAAAUACAGGCCGCUUUGCUUCGUACAGUCGAGCAAUUCAUCAAUAUAGACAGGAAUACACACCUGACUGUUACAAACUGUUAUUCUGUAAACUUCGGUUUUAUUCCAUUCUGACAAAUGAUACAUAUACUGAAGAAGAUUGUCUAUCUGAAGACUGGCGCACGUCGUUUAAUUGCACGGAAGAAUAUCUAUCAUUUCCUAUUCAACCAAUUUUCUCCGGUUACUUUCAACCUGUAUACUCAGUAAAGAAUCUUAUUCAAAGCUUUCCCGGCUACGUACAACCUGCCUAUAUUUGUAACAAACCUCAAGUCUGUUCUUACUUACCGAAGGCUACAACUCAAAUGAAUGGUUUAGACUGUCGCCGAUUUCAAGCGAAUCAUUUGGAAUCUUUAUACUUAGAAUCGGAUCUGAGCAAGGCUGCUAGGGUGUGCGCUUUGAUGGGUAAUAUCAACACGUAUGCAUCGAAUUCUUCGUCUUUAUACUAUUGCGAACAUUCGCUUAGAUAUAUUUCAAAACAUCGUCUCAUUGACGGAGUUGAAGAUUGUCACAAUGAAGAAGAUGAAACCUAUCCAAACAGUUGCUCAUUGAAUGACACUCAACGCUUUACGUGUACAUCCGAACACAAAUGUUUGUCACCUGUAGGUAUUGGUUUUGAUCCACCUGAUUGCAGAGAUGAAGAAGAUCAAACUGUUGAAAGUGACCAGAUGUCUGUCUAUCCACGUCUUUGCAACGGUAUUCCCGAUUUUAUAUCGGAAGGUCAAGAAUCAGAUGAAACUAAUUGCCAAUGGUGGCCUUGUUUUACUCCGUAUACUCGAUGUGACAAUUACUUUCAAUGUUUGAAUGGCAUUGAUGAAAGGAACUGUCCCCGUGUGAGCUGUGGUUCCAAUGAAUACAAGUGCGACAUUGUCAAUUCAACUGAUUAUUAUUGUAUCUCACAAGAAUACGUCUACGAAUUACGUCUGAAUUGUACUGAACCGCAGAUGAAUGGUAGGCUGUGUCGAGAAAUAUAUUAUUCGGACAAUCUCACUGUGAAUAUCAAUCAUGAUUAUGUUUCAUGGAAAAACAAAACCUGUUUGACAGAGAAAGAUAUUUGUAAUUAUUCACCAGUUAAUGACGAGAAUUCAUUCUGUCCGAAUGUUGAAACAACACACGUUUAUAUAUGUUCGGCAGUUCUCUUUAAUCCGUACAAGAAUGGAACAACAUGCACGUUAACAACUGGUGAAUUUUAUCUACGUAAUUCGUAUUUGUUUUCCACGUGGAACUUAGGAUAUUCACCGACUGUUAUUAACAAAUCCUCGCUACUAGCUCAACAGUCGGGUAACAUUUCAGCAAAGAAACCUCUCGUGGUCAAUACACCCAAGGAAUUAAUCGAACACUGCAAUCGAGGACUAGUCAUAUACGAAGGCAAAUCAUACGAACCGAAGUGUUUAUGCCCGCCGAAUUAUUUCGGUGAUAGAUGUCAAUGGCAAAAUCAACGCGUCAGUUUAACGCUUCAAUUACGUGCAUUGGGCCCAUAUGGACAAAAAUUAACGAGAUUUCAUGUGCUUAUCUACCUAAUAAAUGAUGAAGAUGAAAUAAUCCAUGAUUAUGCACAUAUUUCUUAUAUACCAUCGAUUGAUUGUAAUACAAAAUAUAAUCGUUAUUUACUUUACCCAACCCAACCCAAGGAUACAAAUUCGACUUACUCAAUCCGUAUCGAUGCGUAUGAUAGCAUCACGCGCAACCAUUAUGCUAGUUGGCAUUUGGCGAUUCCGUUCCCAUUCUUACCAGUCAAUCGUUUGUCAACGCAAAUUCGAAUGCCUUCAACAAGAUCUCAAUCACCAGACAACUGUUCAAUCGAUUGCGGAAUCCAUGGCAAAUGUUACGAUUACAUCAAUUCAAUUGGAUCAUUUUGCCUUUGUGAUUCAGGUUACUCCGGUCGUUUUUGUAACUUAACCUAUUCAUGUUCGUGUUCACUCGAUUCUCUCUGUUUGAAUGCAUCGAUCUGUUUCUGUCCACUGGAUAAAUUCGGUCCCCGAUGCUAUCUACAGCACACGUUAUGCCAAAGAAAUCCAUGUAAAAACAACGGUCGAUGCAUGCCUGAUUAUCAUUCCGAGAACAAACAAGGAUUCGUCUGUUUAUGCAUCGAUGGUUACACAGGAACCUACUGUGAGCAUCAAUCAACGAGUAUUGCUUUGACUUUCAAGGUAGACCUGAUCCCAUCGUUUGUUUUCGUUCACACAAUAACAUCAUUUGAUCAGAAAACGCACGAACGGAUGACAACGUUCCAGAAGAUUCCUUUCGAUCAAGACUCAACGGUAGUGUACAUAAAACAAGCCUUUCACUUACUCUUCAUUGAGUUUUCGAGCAAUUACUAUCUGAUUCUUACCCGAGAAGAACACAUUCCAUCUGAACAUGUAACUGUGGACUUAACAGCCAAUCAUCAAUGUAUAAACAUAAUGGAUCUAUUGAAUUCAACCAUCAUGAACUACACAAAUCUUCGUCGAUUAAAAUACUACCAGCUGCCAUGUUUAUCGAAUCCAAAUCUACAAUGCUUCUACGAUGAGAAGCAUAUAUGCAUAUGCGAUCGAAGUCGAUUCUCGAAUUGUUUUGAAUUCAACCACACGAUGUCCUACGAUUGUCAACAAUCUGACUAUUGUGAAAACAAAGGUGAAUGUUUUCAAGAUAACGCCACGUGUCCGACGAUGGCACAAUGCAUGUGCAAGAAAUGUUACUAUGGAAGCAAAUGUCAAUUAACAACGGAAGGAUUUAGUUUAUCGCUUGAUGUCAUAUUUGGAUAUCGUAUAAAACCGUUUGUGCCGUUUUUUAGACAGCCGAUAGCAGUAAAAGUUACUGCAGCAGUUACCAUGAUCAUGUUUAUACUAGGUCUACUGAAUGGAUUAUUGUCGGUAUUAACUUUUCGACGGAAAAUUGUACUUCAGAUGGGAUCUGGAGUAUAUCUAUUAAUCAAUUCGGUUAUUUCGUUGUUGACAAUUACGGUUUUCACAAUUAAAUAUUGGCAAUUGAUCGCGUUUCAUACAAAUUAUAUAACUAAUCGAUCAUUGAUUCAUUUCAGUUGUAAAUUAACUGAUGUAUUAUUGAAAACUCUUCUCAGUUCAGGCGACUGGUUGAGCGCGUGUGUCGCCAUCGAACGAGCAUUUAUCAGCAUACAAGGAAUAAGAUUCAAUAAAUCAGCAAGCAAACGAAUUCCCAGAUACGCCGUUCCACUGUUACUCUCGUUAACUGGUAUUUCUUAUAUUCACGAUUUGAUAUUUCGUGAAUUAUUCGAUGAUAAUGAUGAAGAUAGAAUCUGGUGUACUGUUAAAUAUUCACCCGGAGUAAAAGUUUUCAAUAGAUUUAUCAAUAUUUUUCAUUUUUUAACACCGUUUAUUAUUAACUGCUUAUCGGCAGCAAUCAUUAUUAUUCAAAUGUUUCGCAUACGCCGACAAGUCGAAACCAAAUACUCACUGACAACACUUCUCUACGUCCAAAUUCAAGAGCAUAAGCAUCUUCUCAUUUCAUCAUGCAUUCUAAUUGUGUUGAAUAUCCCUCGUUUGGUCAUUUCAUUCCUAACUGGAUGUAUGGAAUCCGCACGCAAACCAUGGCUAUUUCUAAUCGGUUAUUAUAUAUCAUUCGUUCCACCGUUGCUGAUUCUCGUCAUAUUUGUCUUGCCUUCUGAGAAAUACAAACAAGAAUUUCGUGUGAUUGUAAGAAAACUACUCGCUUUCAAUCGGCGUGACGUAACAACGUAA
Messenger RNA from Adineta ricciae, 4674 nucleotides. NCBI's taxonomy places the organism in Eukaryota, Metazoa, Rotifera, Eurotatoria, Adinetida, Adinetidae. The record is from the annotation of a GenBank genome assembly.